AUGAGGCUAGGUUUCUACUGCAACCUCUUCGUCUUUGUGGUAUUUCAAGCCGUAGGGUCUGUGUCAACCAGGACAUCCCAAGAUGUUCUUGGUGACAACAGCGUCCAUCAAGGAACAAUAUCUUUUCUCAGCGACUGGAAGGUCCUAGGCCCGUUCCGAUUGGGAACCCGAGAAGCCAUAUGGGGAGCCGAUCCUGUCGAACGGUAUGGAGGGAUCCGAUGCAUCAGUUACAGCCAGGAUGCAUGGUACCAUAGUUCUCUUACCCGGAACGCAUCGGUGAAAUGGAGCAAUCGCACGUUCAGCAGCCUUGCGUCAGAAUCAGGCACUUCUGUUGAUCUAACAGUUGAUUUUCCUGACGUGGAUUGGGAGUUCGCACAAAAGAUUUAUGGCUGGUCUGCCUUCCAGUUCCAAGGCUGGUUGAAAGGGGGUCUCCUGAAUUCGAAUGCCGACUCUCAGACCGUGAUUUUGUAUCCCGACAACAUUGUGGAGCUUUGGAUCAACGAUGUCCACGUAUUCGGCGGGGACUUUUACGGCUUCGCCAGGGCUCCCUUGGUUUUGGAUCUUCAGCCCGGACUAAAUACAGUUAGUGUCCGCCUCACACGUGAUGUUCGAUCUAUGGGAGGCUCAUUUCCACCAAUCUCACACGCCCUCCUCCGGGCUGAAGUUAUCCACAUCCCGGUUGAAGUUGUACAUGACAGUGUCUUGCUCCCUGACGUGAUUGAUGGGAGAUUUUGCAGCCGACAUGGCAGCAUUACUGUCAGGAAUCAAGCGGAUACCUGGACCACAAUCCACGGGAUCACGGCAAAGUUUGACGCCAGCUGGUCCGUCGUCACGGAACAGGAAAUCCAGCUCGCACCGGGUCAAUCUCGCCCGAUUAAAAUGGUGUUCGAUGCUGAUGAUAAGUUGGGAAAAGACAUCGAGUUUGCUCUGAAAUACACAUUGUCGGAUUCGAAGCUGCUUGAAGUGGUCUUCAAGGCUGAAUUACGACACACCAAUGUGACAUCGUUGCAGAAGUUCACUUUUCUCCAUCCGAGUGGCGCUGUGUCUUAUGCAGUGUUACGACCUCCUCCCGUUCCAGCUUCCAUUGCACCCAAUCAACAGCUUCAAGUGCCGAUCCUUCUACAUCUACAUGGCGCCGGGGUGGAAGCAGAUGGCGGGUUGGCUCGUCACACGUUCGAUGACGCUCCUAACCUUCCAGCAUGGAUACUCUCUCCAACCGGCAUGAGUUCUUGGAGUGGUGAUGACUGGCAUACGUGGGGCUUUGCAGAUGCUCAAGCCGCAGCGUCGGCUAUUCCAGAUUGGAUCAAACGAACGAAUUGGCCAGGACCUGGUGUUAGCUCUGGCAAGAUAUUGGUUGCAGGCCAUUCCAAUGGUGGGCAAGGAACUUGGUUCUUUGCUUCACACCAACCUGAUCGUGUUCUCGGUGCCGCAGCUGCCUCCGGCUAUUCAUCCAUCGAGAAUUAUGUCCCAUAUGUUUUGUGGAACGAAGCUGACUCUCUCCAAAGCGGCAUCCUCCAAAUCUCGAGAAACAACUUUCGUCAUGAAUUGUUGACGGAAAACUUGGUCGGUCUUCCCAUCUUUCAGCAGCAUGGCUCAAGGGACGACAACGUACCGACCUAUCACUCUCGUUUGAUGAACACUUUGCUUGCGCGAGUCGGUGAGUCGGCUCAAUAUUCGGAGUUGCCGAACACGGGACAUUGGUUCGAUGGUUCAAUGACAACGGAAGGAAUGGUGGAGUUUUACUUGGAUUGUUUGAACUCCUCAGAUUCCCUUCCUCGUGCUCCGGAGGACUUCGCAUUCGUGGCCCCAAACUCCAAUGACCUAGGUUCCAGAUAUGGCAUCUUGAUCGACCAAUUGGGAUCACCGGACAGAAUGGGCAAAGUGAAGGUGACCGUCAGCAUACAGGAAUCCCACAUUCGGUGGCACCUACGAACAGAGAACAUACAUCGUCUGCAUCUGGAUCCAUCUGCACGUUUCAGCAACUCCCCCGAUGAGAUUUUACUCGACGACAUGGCCCACGGUUUUGACGUUGCCCUGGAAACGAAGCCAACUACUUUUGUUUUGUCUCAUUCGAAUAUCUGGGGAAGAGAAGUUGCCCUUGAUUGGAAAACUCUGGAGCAGAGACAUGGUCGUCAAAGGGGAGUUCUUGAUUCAAUUCUCCGAACCGCCAGUGCUUUCGAGAUUGUUUACUGUUCUGACGAGACUCUUACGGUGGCAGUGCAGGCGAGUCGGAACUUCCUGCAAUACUUUGGAGCUGACUCGAAUGUCGUCCCAUCUUCCAAAUAUCAAGAUGCAUUGGGCCGUCGAGGCAAUGUCAUCACAAUUAGCCUCGGAAAACCCGUCCCCACUGCUCAACUUCCGACAUUUCCCAUCCAGCUGGAAGAUGAACGACUGUUGUUGACCACGAAAGAGCUAAGGACCAUAUCCAUCCCGUUCUCACCGGGCAUGGGCGGAAUAUGGCUCCGGCCUCUGUCCAACGAGCGGCUGGAACUUGUUGUCUGGGGCCGUGAUGAGGUUGGUUUACGACAAGCUGCAAGGCUCAUUCCCACACUCACCGGAGCUGGACAGCCUGAUUUCGUGAUAUUGAGUGAUGAAGCCAGGUGGAAGGGACAUGCAGGCGCUCUCGCCAUGGGAUUCUUUGACUUUCACUGGAGAAUCUCCUCUGCUUCGUAUCUUCCGUAG
This is a messenger RNA of Rhinocladiella mackenziei CBS 650.93, 2682 nucleotides long. RefSeq lists its product as uncharacterized. Lineage: Eukaryota; Fungi; Ascomycota; Eurotiomycetes; Chaetothyriales; Herpotrichiellaceae. Bases 1 to 2682 code for a protein of 893 amino acids. Gene Ontology annotation, biological process: proteolysis. The transcript has 2 exons. Gene Ontology annotation, molecular function: serine-type peptidase activity. The record is from RefSeq and is a predicted model, not a curated record.